AAUCAAAAUUGCGCUUACAAAUGUGGCGGGAAAUUUGGAGGAAAUAAAGUUUGAAAGAAAAGCAGUAAACACAGCUGUUCGCCAUUUGUAUUUACUUCUCUACUGUCUCUCUGUUCUAUAUACGAAUAUCAAAUCAUGGGAAAGAAAUGCCAGUUGUCGAAUAAGAGAGAUUCUUUGCAGGACCUCCAGCCAUGUUCAACAGUUGGUUCCACACAUCUAGUGGGCAAAAGUGGAUUAAUUCCUACCAAGUCAGGAAAAUCGAAGAAGUUGGUUGAUUCCACACAGAGAACACUUGUUUUGCAAGACUCAAAGCUGAACCUAAACUCACCGAAACCAGAAGGGAAGGCAACAGAAAAUGAGAGAAGGCCUGUGCAGACCUCCAACAUAGAGAGCACAGAAAUGGAGGCUAAUGAAUUAAUGUGUGAAACAAAUAUUUCUGAAACAUACUGGAAAGAUUACUCUGAACAACAACGGCAAGCCCUUGCUGAAACUUUAGACGAAAAUAAAGCAUUACAUGAGGAAAACAAACAAUUAAAGGCCAAAGUUGAGGAACUGACUAUUGAAAAUGACAUGUUAAAACAUGAAAAUGAAACAUUAUCUGAGCUGGCAUCAAAAGCUGAGGAUUUUGCAAAUCUUGUACAGUCUGCCAUUGAUGAAACAGAAAAUACAGAAGACAAAGAAGGGUCUGCUGAUGCUACAUCUACUGAGGAAAGCCAAAGUUUAUAAUGGAAUUUAAAAAAUUAUACUGCUUUAUUUUAAUUUUUAUGUAAAUAAACUUGAAUUUUUUGGAUGACAGUAA
This is a messenger RNA of Octopus sinensis (East Asian common octopus), 799 nucleotides long. RefSeq names its product geminin-like. Gene Ontology annotation, biological process: regulation of DNA replication. The coding region runs from base 136 to 726 and encodes 196 amino acids. The record is from RefSeq and is a predicted model, not a curated record. The transcript is spliced from 7 exons. Lineage: Eukaryota; Metazoa; Mollusca; Cephalopoda; Octopoda; Octopodidae.